GGGCUAUGCCUGUCGCCGCCGUUACAAUCAGCAUUUCUUUCGCUGGCGAGAUUGGCAAUGAACAUUUUCCAUGACAGAUAUCCUGAUUUACGAUUAUUUUUAAAACGGCUUUGUAACAUAUUAGAAGGAAACGUUCAAUGCCAAGUCGGUGUAGGUGCCAAUCGCAAGUCCUCGGAUAUGCAGGGUGAGUAAAAAAAUAUUUCUUCAGUCAGUGGACGUUGGAUGGCAAAUGCUAUAUGUUUGCUCUAAAGGACUCCCGAACAAUACUGCUUUCAUGAAAGGCGCAAAUGUUCUUUUAAGGGUGAGACGCCCAGUCCGACGUAUUCGUGCUCCAAUAUGCGCCAAUUCUCCUGCGUAAAUUCCAUUUUUGGAUUUUCAAAAGAAAGCGAACGUACCGAGAUGUAUGCCCGCAUUUUUAUCGCUGCCUUGGACAUGAAAUGCUUUGUAUUUUGCGUACAAACCAACGAAGAACAAUGACAUCACAUACUUCUACUGCACAACAGUGAACUGGGCCAGCCUCUCCUGUGAAAAUGCAUAUCUGGAUAUUGAAAAUAAUCACUCUGGUUGUUGCAUCUCUCAGCUUCAUAGAGAUGUAUGAUAAUUAUGGAGAGAUCUGCAGAAACCUCUGUAUCUGCGAGGAGAAGGACGGGAUCCUGACUGUGAGCUGUGAGAAUCGAGGGAUCAUCAGGCUGACGGAGAUUAGCCCUGUGCAUUUUUCCACCUAUCAUCUGUUGCUGACUGGCAACCUCCUAAAAAAACUGUCUGCCAAUGACUUUGUCAAUUACGCUGGGGUUACAAUUUUACAUUUGGGCAACAAUGACAUCUCAGAGGUCGAGACGGGGGCUUUUAAUGGGCUUCAGGGAUUAAGGAGGCUGCAUCUGAACAAUAACAAAAUAGACAUCUUGAGGGAUGACACUUUUGUUGGCCUAGAAAGUCUGGAAUAUCUACAGAUUGAUUACAAUUACAUCACCAAUAUAGAACCUAAUGCCUUGAGCAAGCUCCAUCACCUGGAGGUGCUGAUACUAAAUGACAACUUGCUCUCCGCUCUGCCGACAAACAUAUUCCGAUAUGUCCCUUUGACUCACCUUGAUCUGAGGGGGAACCGCUUGAAAAUGUUCCCGUACAUCGGUCUGCUCGAGCACAUGGACAAAGUGGUGGAAUUACAGCUGGAAGAGAACCCCUGGAAUUGCUCUUGCGAGCUCAUCGCCUUGAAGGCGUGGCUGGAGAGCAUCUCGUACACCGCCCUGGUUGGGGAGGUGGUCUGCGAGACCCCUUUCCGUCUGCACGGGCGGGACCUGGAUGAAGUCUCCAAGCAGGAGCUUUGCCCCAGGAGGGCAAUCUCUGAGUACGAGAUGAGGCCUCCACCUCCGCUCAGCACCACGGGGUACUUCCAAACCACCCCAGCGGCCGCUACGGCCUCCGCCACCUCCUCAGCGGUCCUGCGGUCGUCCUCACGGCCCACGAAGGGCACCCGCCCUCCCAGCAAGUCAAAGUCCAAGCCCACCUCCCGAAUCCCCUCCAAUAAUCCCUACAACUAUGGCCCUAUAAUCGCCUAUCAGACUAAGUCUCCUGUGCCUUUGGAUUGCCCCACUGCCUGCACCUGUAAUCUGCAAAUCUCAGACUUGGGUCUGAAUGUCAACUGCCAGGAGAGAAAGAUUGAGAACAUCUCUGAUCUAAAGCCCAAACCGUACAACCCAAAAAAGAUGUACCUCACGGGGAACUACAUCCCUGUGGUGCGCCGGUCUGAUUUUGUAGAGGCCACUGGAUUAGACCUACUUCACCUUGGGAACAACCGGAUAUCCCUAAUUCACGAUCGAGCCUUUGGGGAUUUAACAAACUUGCGUAGGCUGUAUCUGAAUGGAAAUCUUAUCGAUCGUCUCACGGCUGAUAUGUUUUUCGGGCUGCAGAGUUUGCAGUACCUCUAUUUAGAAUACAAUGUGAUCAGAGAAAUUGUGUCGGGCACUUUCCGCUAUGUGCCAAACCUCCAGUUGCUUUUUCUCAAUAACAACCUUCUAAAAACCUUACCCGGGGGCAUAUUCACCGGUAUGACUCUCGCCAGGCUUAAUCUCCGCAGCAACCACUUCCACAAUCUUCCCGUAAGCGGUGUCUUAGAUCAGCUGAAGUCGCUGGUGCAGAUAGAUCUGCACGAGAACCCGUGGGACUGCUCGUGCGACGCGGUGGGCAUGAAGAUCUGGCUGGAGCAGCUCAAUGCGGGAACCGUGGUGAAUGAGGUGAUCUGCAGCUCCCCAAAAAGGCUGGCCGGGGAGGACAUGCGCUCGGUCCUGUCCGACCUCCUGUGCCCGGAUUACUCCGACGUCAUCACGUCCACCGCCACCACUCCGUCCGAGGAGCCCUUCCCGGGCGGGACCACCACCGCUGCCGAAGCCCCCCCGAAAUACAACACCCCGUCCAGCACGGUCCCCCUCUCCGUCCUCAUCCUCAGCCUCCUGCUGGUCUUCAUCAUGUCGGUCUUCGUCGCUGCCGGUCUCUUCGUGGUGGUGGUGAAGAAGCGCAAGAAGUCCCAAAACGACCGGAGCAGCACCAACAACUCUGACGUCAGCUCCUUCAACCUGCAGUACAGCCUGUACAGCAACAGGCCAGUCCCGAAGGUCAAAACCCCCGCAGGGCAUGUGUAUGAGUACAUCCCGCACCCCUUGGGCCACAUGUGCAAGAACCCCAUCUACAGGUCCAGGGAGGGCAACACGGUGGAGGAUUACAGAGACCUCCACGAGUUAAAGGUGACGUACAGGAACGCCAUGGAUGAGGAGAGGGACAGCAACCUGCGAAGCCCCUCUUACAGCGUGAGCACCAUCGAGCCACGCGACGACCCCUCCCCCGUGCAAGACGCCGAGCACUUCUUCAGAAGCAUCCUCGAGCCCGAGAAGCAGUCUCCUUCCGGAAACAGCUACGAGUACAAGUAUGGGGCCCCCGCCACGUAUGCAUACACGCCCAGCUUCGACGUCAGGCGUCAGUUCCUGCAUCCGGAGAGCAUACGAGAGACCAUGCUCUACGGAACAGCACCGAGUACUGUUUAUGUGGAGCCCAACAGAAACGAAUACUUAGAACUAAAAGCUAAGCUUCAAGUCGAGCCGGACUACCUCGAAGUUCUUGAGAAACAGACAACAUACAGCCAGUUUUGAACUACAUGAUUGUCUAUAUAAAUCUAUAAGAAGCAUUUUUUUACAAUAUCAAAAGCAUUAAUUAAUGCAUAAAGUAUUGUUUAAAGGAAAGACAGACAUUCAAGCAGAAAGUAUUGUUUAAUGCUGGGGGGGGAUGCCUUGGCACAAAUUAACAAUUCACAAGGAACAGUAACAGGGGUGUGCUGACCAAUAUUAUUCUUAUUUUUAAAACUUCAUCGCAUUACUGAUAUUCAAUGCUCUCUGAACUAAGCUGGAAGAAUUUAAGGGUUGUGAUUCAUAAAUGGUGAUGCAAAGUAUAUUUUUUUAUGUUUAAGAUACACAUUAAUGUAGAUGUACAGGCAAUUUUACCCAAAUACAUUUUAAGGAAUAUAAACAUGCAUAUAUUGUGAAUCACUAUUCACCUUCUGAUCAAAGCACUGUAAAGCAGUGCAUUGUAGUGAACAGGACACUGAUGCUCUGGUCUGUAUGUAUCUAUUUAUUGGUAUGCUCUUCUGAACUCUACCAUGUACUUUCAGAAAAUUUGAUUCUUCAUUGAUAUUACCUGAGUCAUGUUUUCAUAAUCCUCUGUAAAGGUUAUGUUUGUAAUUUCUGAUCAUUUACUGUAGCUCGCAUAGUCAAAGUGGCUUUAUUUAAAGUUGGCACACUCCAAAAAGAAAAAAAAGGACUUUGUGUCAUCUGACGAAAAAAGUGUUUCUGUGGGCUUUUGGCACUUUUUUAUUUUUAUUUUUAUGUCAUUUUUAUUUUAAAUGGAGGCCCAUUAAUCUUUAUGGUUUCUCUAGAAAUUCAAAAGAAGGGGAAAAUAAUAGGACAAAUAAUAUAUAUUAAAAAUGAAUAUGAGUAUUCGUUCUUAAUAUGUAUUUUAAUAUGUAUUUAACAUUCAUAAAUGACUGAAGUAAUAAUUAUGUUGUGUACUGUAUUUCUGAAAUUUCAAUGUAACACUAUUUUUAUUUCAUUUAGAUUUUAUUUUAUUUUUUAUACAGGUAUUCACAAAUAUUUUUCCUUAACUGUUCUGAUUGCUUUGCACAUAUUGCACUAUAUUGACCAAAACAUGUUAAUAUCAACAAUAAAUAUGAUGUCAGGUUCCUGUA
Molecule: messenger RNA, 4228 nt
Organism: Conger conger (European conger)
Lineage: Eukaryota; Metazoa; Chordata; Actinopteri; Anguilliformes; Congridae
Product: SLIT and NTRK-like protein 5
Exons: 2
Coding region: 531-3140 (869 amino acids)
Biological process (GO): axonogenesis; regulation of presynapse assembly; positive regulation of synapse assembly
Cellular component (GO): membrane
Molecular function (GO): protein binding
Source: RefSeq, a predicted model, not a curated record